CUCGACAGAUUACUGGACAGGCUCCGAUUACGGCUCAACUUGAACUUGAUAAACUCUAUUAGACUACAUUCUUAUUGUCUCGACUUACUCUAUUAUAACAGUAUGGGUAUCUGGAAACAGAUAGUCAGAUUUCUUCAUCUAGGGCGAUCUUCUUCUCGUCGACCCCAUCUUCUCGAACAGCUACCUUCUCCUCAGACGAAUCCUCCCAACCAACCAAGCCCUCCUCCUCUAGGCCGGCUUACGAUCCCCACAGAAAUCAUCCUAAUGAUUACAAAAAAACUUGACAAGCCUUCACUCCUAUGCUUUGCCUUGACUUGUCAAACGCUCAAACGUUAUUGUUUCCCCAAGUCUCUAAAUCUGUCUUCCUCGGAGCAAACCGAGUUCCUGCUUCUCUUAGAAAAGGAUGCAGCCAAAUAUUAUUUUUGCCAUUUUUGUGUCAAACUUCAUCCAUGGUAUGCCUGCUGGUUUGAUCAUUCUCAAAACUUGAGCAGGGACUUCUACACCAAAAUUGGAGACCACUGUAGAAUGAUGAAUUGGUUUCACCAUUUUUCACUCAGUAUUCCUUAUCCCCUUGCCCGGGUUGUCAUGAAUCGGCAUUUUUAUGGCGCAUCCCACGGCGUCUGUGUCGAUAAACUAGCGCAUCGUGACCAACUGACACAUUCAAGCUGCUGCUGGACAAGCUCUAGAGACUGGGAAGCUCGAAUUAUCGACGAUCAAAUGAUGUUAUCAUCAACCAUUACUUUGGGUCCUUUACGAGACUCUGAGGGACUCAGAACGGUUAUCAAAACGGGAUCACUUUCUUUAUGUCGUCAUUUAACAGCCGAAGUGUUGUUCCCUCAUCAUCAGAUUCCCACGCAGGUUAUACUUGGCUCUCAGCCAGACCACUUCGCCCAACGUCUUCAAUCAGUCAAUUCCUGCCCUAUAUGCAUGACAGACUAUUGCAUCGACAUAAAUUGGAAGGGAAAUGGUUGGACAAUUGAAAUCAUUACAUAUCAUAUGCUAGGAGGUAUCCGAUCGCCAUGGGAUUGGACUUGGCUUGCCAUGGCUUAUUUUCCUGACAAGGCCGUCAAGAUACCCCGACACAAACAGCCAUCAGGACAUCAGCCAGGGAUCGUGAGACAUAUGUGGAGCAAAUUGGAUGAUCAUACAUUUCAUCCCAAGGGAGAAUGGGUAGCACAACUUGAAGGUCUUAAUUGUUUACGGUUUGCUGUAGAACGCACCAAGUCAACAGGUUGACUCUGAAGAAUGCAUUCUAUACUUUCUC
This is a messenger RNA of Trichoderma harzianum CBS 226.95, 1264 nucleotides long. RefSeq lists its product as hypothetical. The record is from RefSeq and is a predicted model, not a curated record. The transcript has a single exon. Lineage: Eukaryota; Fungi; Ascomycota; Sordariomycetes; Hypocreales; Hypocreaceae. Bases 103 to 1236 code for a protein of 377 amino acids.